Messenger RNA from Populus trichocarpa (black cottonwood), 1680 nucleotides. Its product is annotated as AT-hook motif nuclear-localized protein 22. Lineage: Eukaryota; Viridiplantae; Streptophyta; Magnoliopsida; Malpighiales; Salicaceae. The transcript has a single exon. Gene Ontology annotation, biological process: vegetative to reproductive phase transition of meristem. The record is from RefSeq and is a predicted model, not a curated record. Gene Ontology annotation, molecular function: minor groove of adenine-thymine-rich DNA binding; DNA-binding transcription factor activity. Gene Ontology annotation, cellular component: nucleus. Bases 542 to 1438 code for a protein of 298 amino acids.
GUCAUGGACCCGAUGGGAUUAGCCCUUCACCUAACCCUAACCCACAGCACACAUUAUCUAUCUGUACCCAAAACCCAGAACACAAGAGGAACCACCACCCCUCUCUUAUCAGCUAGCUUUAGCCUUUUUCUGCUGUUCAUUUUCUCCCAAACCUUUAACCAACAGCUCUCUUUAUCUUCGUGGGAUAGGAGCUAGCUAGACACUUGAGAUUAUAACCUAGAUAAGAGAUUAAAACAAAAGAAAUCACCUUGUAGAGAGGGAAAGAAAAGGAUAUAUGGGCUUGAUUCAGUUAAUUUAUUUCUGCUGAAAUUUUGGUGGCUGAUGCUUGAAAGACCAUCCUUUUCCAUCUUUUGGUGAAGGUUAGUGUUGGAUUUGAUCCAUUUACAGAUCAUCCAAAGAAAAAGAAGUCAAAAAAGGAAGGAAAGGGACAAAUCAAGAACCACCUAAGAAUCUCCUUGCUGCUAUCUUUCUAUUUUUUUGGGCUCGUUUCUUGUAUGUUUCAGCCAAUUUAAUUAGGUUGAUUUCAAGCUACCAAAAAGAAAUGGAUCCAGUUGCGGCUCAUGGGCGUCCUCUUCCUCCACCUUUCCACACAAGAGAUUUUCAUCUACAUCAAUUUCAACACCAGCAACAACAGAAUUCUGAAGAUGAACAAAGCGGUAACGGUAACUUAAACCGUGGUCAAAAGCGAGAGCACGCUGAAAUCGCCACUAAUAACAACAACACAGCAGAAGGCAAAGAAUUAGUUCCUUCAAGUGCUGGUGGAGAAGGAGAAAUUACAAGAAGACCAAGAGGUAGGCCUGCUGGGUCUAAAAACAAGCCUAAACCACCAAUCAUAAUCACAAGAGAUAGCCCAAAUGCCCUUCGAUCCCAUGUCAUGGAAAUCGCUACCGGAUGCGAUAUCAUGGAGAGUGUAUCAACUUUUGCAAGGAGGAGGCAAAGAGGAGUUUGCAUUUUGAGUGCAACCGGAACAGUAACAAAUGUAACUCUUAAGCAACCAGCUUCGCCCGGUGCGGUGGUUACUUUACAUGGAAGAUUCGAGAUUUUAUCGCUUUCAGGUUCGUUCUUGCCACCUCCAGCUCCACCAGCUGCUUCAGGAUUGACGAUUUAUUUAGCUGGUGGCCAAGGCCAAGUUGUUGGGGGGAGUGUGGUUGGCCCACUUCUAGCAUCUGGACCGGUGGUGAUCAUGGCUGCUUCUUUUGGUAAUGCAGCUUAUGAGAGGCUGCCUUUGGAAGAGGAUGAGUCGCAAACACCGGUGCCUGGAACUGGACCUUUAGGGUCACCAGGAGUUAGUAGCAUUGGGCAACAGAAUCAGCAACAACACCAACUAAUGCAAGAUCCAAACACAUCUCUCUUUCAAGGGUUGCCUCAGAAUCUACUAAAUUCAGUGCAACUCCCAUCUGAGGCCUACUGGGGCACAGGCGGCCGCCCUCCUUAUUAGUAAUAAAACAAGAAAACUUGUGGUUUUUCUUUUCUUUCUUUUACUCUUUGUUUCUUUAAUUAACUUCUUAACCAUCCAUCUUCAUUCUCCUCUUCUUGCUUUAAGAAUUAGGUAUCUUUCUACGAUGUUGUUCAUCAGGGUUUUCAGCUACCUAUGAUUGAAGAAGGAUGUACAAAUUUAUGGAAUUUUUUUUUGUGGGUUUGGUGUUUAUCAGAUCAGUAGCUCCUUUGAUUUAGCUUGAA